AUGGCUGCGAGACCACCAAACGAGGGUCAUCCCAAGCCAGAUGUUGGCGACACCCUUCUUGUCAUUCAUGACUUCCUUGCGAGGAGCUCGGACGAGCUAAGUCUUGUCAAAGGUGACCGUGUCGAGCUGAUCGAAAGAGACGAUGAAUUUGGUGACGGCUGGUUUCUGGGCAAACACCUUGCGAAUGGCAACAGCGGGCUCUUCCCCGAAGUAUACACACGACCUGCACCGAAAAUCCAACACGCGAAUGCCCCUCUCAACCAUGUACCCAGCGCCAAAGCGGUCGAAUCACCAGCUGAGCCAUCGCAAAAUAUAGGGAGUUCUAACACAGUCGACCCUGCUCAAAGCGCGCUCGUUCCGGCCACACCACCUGUUGCGUCUCCUUCAAGUACGGACGCUGCAACUCCCAUAACGCUUCCCCUGAAUGCAGCCAAAAAAGACGACGUCCCAAGCCAGCCUCAGCCAUCAAUCUCCGGACCCAGUUUUGGCUCGCUCAACAGUCUCGAGGCUGGCCCGGACAGCCACGUUCUCCACGAGACAUUGAAUGUUAUUGACGAACACAUAACCGAUUUACGAUCUCCGCCAAGCUCAGGUGGUCUACGUGCCGCCACCAACGAUUCGGGCAGCGAAUACAGCACCCAACUCGAUCAUCGGCUCUCCUACAUCCAGGGUGAAGAGACAGAUGAAGAAGAGGAGGGGGCUCACUCCAGGCUCGAAGUCGAGGCAUGGUCGCCUGACCAAGUCGCGGAGCAUCUGUUCACGGCGGGUGUUGAGAAGCAUCACUGUGAAGUGUUUCGCGAUCAGGAGAUUACUGGCGAUGUCCUUUUGGGCAUGGACCAGAGUUCUCUUUUCAUCAAAGCAUUUGACCUGGGGUCCGUGGGACGGCGGCUGAAGACAUGGCAGAAGAUCAAAGCACUGCAGGAUGAGUGCAAUGGGCAGGGCAUUGCCACUAAAAGGACGACGCAGACGUACGGCAGCGAUGCUGGCUCGGAUGGUAGACGGACCCGAAGUAGGACAAGCACCAUGACCAACUCCAUGCACAGAUUACCACCGGGCGACGACAGGACCAUGUCGAUACAAACGAGACGCCUAUCCAUCACACAAACACCCCGGAUGGAAGCAGCCGGGCUCGUUUCGCCCAUUUCCUCGACGGCGCUAGGAGACAGCCCCCCCCGACCAUCUCACAUCAAACGGCCGUCUGCCGCCUCUGUUAGAGACUUACAUCACUCGCGACGUCACUCUUCCACCGAUUAUCUCGGGACCGGCACAACCCCCGCGGCCAACAUAAUAAACCCGAAACUGGAAACAAGCGGAACAUUCCCUCAAGUUCCUACUACUACUACACACAAGAAGCAACCCUCAUUUGACAGGAACUGGUCUCUCGGGAAUGCCUUUUCAUCGCCCCGCCCCCUCUCUUCUGCCGGAUUACAGGACGCAAUGCAUCAGUCUGGACUUAAUGUGCAGGAAACUGCGCCUGACCUGGAUCGCGGAUACUUCAGUGGGAAUGAAGUGGAUGGCCGGCGGCGCAAUGUGCUGAGGAAACGCGACAGCGGUGCUCAUUCGAAGAAGAACAGCUACGCUGACGAGCAGCGUGUGCGAAGUGCAACAGCGAUAUCAAGACACUCGCGGUAUGGGAGCAUUGAUGCUCCUCGCGAAGGUGCACCAUCUGCAGCUGCACAAAAGUACUACGGUCUCCAAUCAGGCCCUCAUAAGCGUGCCACGUCUACCAGCACAACUCGAUCUAUCCCACGUGUACCCUCGAUCUGGGAAGCACCGUCACCCGUUGUCACCAAGCUUGAUAGCGCGUCCAGAGACUUGCCUGUUGUGUCGGGGUCGCCUGCCAGUAGGCAAAACGUAAACUCUGACUGGUUGGCUUCGCUUGUCAACAAGCCCACAGUCAAGAUUGGCGGCUUGAGAGCGACUUCGGACAUCUCCUCUGGGGAGCGCGCACGAAUCACAUCACCUGUCGAUACCACCGUCAAGGAUUCGCCUUUACCUUCUCCUGCACCGACGGGAUCCAGCACGCCGUCUGCAGGGCCGAGCUUCGACCUGGAUUCGCCUGGGAAUGGGAAAAUGAGCCCUAGCACCACGACAACAGCCGCUAGAAGACGUCUGGCCUACUACUAUUCAGAAGAUGACCAGCAAGAGAAGGGCUUGAUCGAUAUCUCUUUCCACCGUGUUCUGCCUGCAGACAAUGAGAAGCUGACAGGUCUUCACGCGACUCUGACUGGGGCAGGCUCUGCCGCAGCACCUGCCGCCAGCACUCUCGCGCAACCAGAGGUCGCCCUGGACAAGGGAGACGACUCGAUGUUUAUUUUCAAGCUCGUACCCCCGCGCACAGGACUGACCCGCGCGGUCAACUUCACCAAGCCCACAGUUCACUAUUUUGCAGUCCCUAAUCUGCAGCAGGGACGACUAUGGAUGGCAGCUCUCGUCAAGGCUACCAUCGACCGGGACGAUACUCAACCUAUAACCACGACAUAUCAGCAGAAGACCAUAUCACUUGCGAAAGCAAGGGCCAUGCGUCACCGACCACCUGCACUAAUGAACCUGGACGAGACACCCGAGGAGGACAAGAAGAAUGUGGGAGGCUCCAACAAGGACGCAAAUCUCCUUGGUAUUCAUUUCGGCGAGACGGACAGUGGCGUGUCCGGCUUGGAGAAGCCGGGCCCAGCAAAGGUAGAAAGUGCCAACGCGCAGAAGCUCUUCUUCGAUGCUGAAAGCAGUGCCGCUCCUCCGCCUCAGAGCGCAUAG
Molecule: messenger RNA, 2754 nt
Organism: Verticillium dahliae VdLs.17
Lineage: Eukaryota; Fungi; Ascomycota; Sordariomycetes; Glomerellales; Plectosphaerellaceae
Exons: 4
Coding region: 1-2754 (917 amino acids)
Biological process (GO): actin cytoskeleton organization
Cellular component (GO): plasma membrane
Molecular function (GO): protein binding
Source: RefSeq, a predicted model, not a curated record